This is a messenger RNA of Anopheles cruzii, 1826 nucleotides long. RefSeq names its product protein FAM98B. The transcript has 4 exons. Bases 185 to 1699 code for a protein of 504 amino acids. Gene Ontology annotation, cellular component: tRNA-splicing ligase complex. The record is from RefSeq and is a predicted model, not a curated record. NCBI's taxonomy places the organism in Eukaryota, Metazoa, Arthropoda, Insecta, Diptera, Culicidae.
GGGUUCUGCACGAGAAUCAGGAACUGAGGUUUAUUUGCAAAAUAAACCUGGUCGACGCGCUGCGCUAGGCAUCUUGGAGUAACGUUGCAACUUUCGUGUAAAGUUCGAACGUUUGGUAUCGUAGUAGAACUUUGGCCGGCUUUUCGUUCUUGCGUAGCUUUCCGUUCCGCCAAUCGACCCGGCCAUGGCAGCAGGUGAAGCGCAACUAUUGUUCGAAUUGCGAAAUGUUGGGUACGAUGGACCGUUUCUGGAUCAAAACUAUGCAUCCACCGCCAUACUGGCCGGCACGCAGAGUGGCGAGUUCCAGGACGUCGUGAUUUGGCUGACGGAGGAAAUCCGCGUACUGGGCAAGCUGGACGAACGCAUCACCAAGAGCGAAGACUCGAACACCUUCGUGUGGGAACUGUCGAGCUUUCUGAAGGAACUCACGUGUCCCUACACCAGCCUCACGGUGGGUCACGUUUCCGACCGUUUGCAAACGCUCGAAGCUAAACUGCUGCUGCUCGACUACCUGGUGAACGAGCUGAUGGCCCUGAAGAUGCUAGAAGCGUUGAAACCGAAGGAAAAAUCGACCGUAAUCACCCUGCACGAAUCGCCGACGGCCGCGGCAUUGAAGGACAUCUGUAUUACGCUCGGCAUGGGCAAACCGCCGAACAAUGUGCCACCGAAGAUGCUGUUCGAGAAGAUCAACUCCCACCUGGACGACAUGGUACGCACCGAGGGCGAGAAUAGACUCAGCAAGCCACUGUUCAACCCAAAGGAGCGCCUUACGGCCGACCAGUGGGCCAAGUUGGAGCGCAUACAAAAAGAGCUGGACCAUGAGUACGAUCUGCGGCGUACGAUGUUGCUGACCCGGCUGGACGUUACGAUUCAGAGCUUCAGGUGGUCGAACCGGGCCAAAGAUAAAGAGGGUACGAUUGCGGAGCGGUACGCGGAGAAGCGCAAAAUGCUCGACGCCCUGCAAGCAGGUGGGCGGGAUACGGACAUUGCGGCGCUACUCGCGGCGCGCGAAACCCUGGCCAUCAUCGAAAAAACGAGCAGCGCAUCGGUGCGAAAGAACACGAAGAGCAAAAUCCAGCGACACAUCAUCGGACUGGUGCCGGAUCGUGGCGGACGGGCGUACGAGCACAAAGCACCGGCCCUUGAAAUGCCCUCCUGGCAAACGCAGCGCAGUACUGGCGGCGGUGGUGGCGGCGGCCGCGGUGGUUUCGGAGGAGGAAGGGGUGGACGUGGUGGCGGCGGAGGUUUCCAGCAACAACACUCUAAUUACUCCAACAAAGGAUACAACCAAGGCAAUGGCAACGGUGGCCAAGGAUUCUAUCAAGGAGGCCGCGGAGGAUACAACAAUCAAGGUGGCGGUGGCAAUCAGGCUUCGAGCAGUGGCGGCGGAGGUUACUAUCAAGGUGGUGGCGGAGGAGUUGGCCACACCCAGAACCGCGGAGGUCGGGUGCAGGGAGGCUGGUCACAAUCUCAGCAAGAUUACAAUCACGCUGGAUAUGGUUCUGGAUCGAGUCGUGGCAGUUUUGGCGGUGACCAGCAACAGCAGCACUACAGUGGUAACAGUUCCGGGAACAGUCGCGGAAAUUAUGGCAGCGGUGGUGGCUACGGUGACAACCGGAACAGCUACGACGACUACAACAGUCGCGGUGGUGGUGGCCGAGGGCGGUCAAACUACAACCGGGGCGGUGGUCGGCGUUGACACCAACCGCUCGCUUGUUUGCUGGACAGUUUCUCUAUUCAUUUCCAUACAUAAGCUGUACGCGCUCAGUCUGUAUUUCAUAAGUUCGUUUCCAUUUUAUGUGUCGAGGAAUUGUCGGUGACACAAA